This is a messenger RNA of Geodia barretti, 1251 nucleotides long. NCBI's taxonomy places the organism in Eukaryota, Metazoa, Porifera, Demospongiae, Tetractinellida, Geodiidae. The record is from the annotation of a GenBank genome assembly.
AUGGAGGCGAUGCAAUCUAUCCUGGAGUGUAACCCAACUGCUGUCGAACUUAUAGACAAAACAAUCCUUGAUAUGGCGCGGCGUUCAUUGGAAUUUUCACGGCUUACCACUUUUAUACAAGGCGACCCUGCUGCGUUGCUUGCUGUUGAAUUUUACGGUGAGACACAAGCGGAAUUGGAGUCGCAGUUAGAUAGGCUUGAAAAGACGCUGAAAAGUAGUGGUUUCGGCUAUGCAUUGGUACGCUGUUUCACCGCUGAGGAGAAGUCACGCGUCUGGGAGACCCGGAAAGCGGGGCUUGGCUUGUUGAUGGGUAUGAAGGGUGAUGCGAAACCGGUUGGUUUCGUCGAAGAUGCCGCGGUGCCGAUAGAGAAUUUACCGGAAUACGUCCGCCGAUUUGACGAGAUUGUCACAUCAUACGAUACAACUGCUGCCUACUACGCGCAUGCAAGCGUUGGGCUGUUGCACAACCGUCCUAUUGUCAACCUUAAAUCCGAAACCGAUAUUCAGAAAAUGCACGACAUUGCCCGCGAGGUUCGAGAUCUGCUCAUGGAAUUAGAUGGUGCGAUGAGCGGUGAACACGGUGACGGGCUCGUCCGCAGUGAGUGGAUAGAGAGCAUGUUCGGUCCGCAGGUAUAUCAAGCACUCGCUGAAGUGAAAAAAGCGUUUGACCCGAACGGGAUUAUGAAUCCGGGUAAAAUCGUUGACGCGCCAUCAAUGACAGAGAAUCUCCGCUUCGGUACAGAAUACAAUAGCAUUAAAAUUGACACUUACUUCGAUUUUUCCAGUCAAGACGGAUUUGGUGGAGCAAUUGAAAUGUGUAACGGUGUCGGUGCGUGUCGGAAGACACUGACUGGCACUAUGUGUCCCUCCUUUAUUGGCACACGUGAAGAGGAGCACUCGACACGUGGCCGUGCAAAUGCGCUCCGAUCAAUUAUUUCAGGUGCGUUGCCACACACGGAACUCACAGUCAACAACGGGCUUUCCAAAUGGUUUGCCGAGAAACUCAUCGGUAUCGAUCGGCGGCGUGAUAUGCCGACUUUCGUCCGUCCUACCUAUGACAUGGUUCCGAAGCGAAAGUCCCGACGAACAUCGGACAAGAAGGUCGUCCUCUUUUCCGAUACGUUUAUGAACUACAGCGAACCCUCUAUCGGUAAAGCUGCGGUGGAGUUGCUUGAAGCGUGUGGAUUUGAGGUGUUGUUGCCUGAGAAGAUAGUGUUGUGGACGACCUCUUAUCUCGGAGUGGAUGCUUGA